Molecule: messenger RNA, 273 nt
Organism: Parastagonospora nodorum SN15
Lineage: Eukaryota; Fungi; Ascomycota; Dothideomycetes; Pleosporales; Phaeosphaeriaceae
Exons: 2
Coding region: 1-273 (90 amino acids)
Source: RefSeq, a predicted model, not a curated record
AUGGCACGGGCUGGCGCCAGAUCGCGCCAGUUCCAAUACGAACAAAAUGUAUCACAAUGGUCUGAGGAGAAACACCACCAGAUCUCGUUUCUGAAGGCGUCAUCUCGCACGACUACGCUUGGCCGACCUGGAAGCAAGUUUCCCCGGAAAGAUGGUGCCGCUGGCAUGAUGUCUCUGUCUUCAUAUGGUCUGUGGGCAAAUGGCCUAGAAAGACAAGCCCUCCAAGAUGAGAUUGUUGCAAAAAAGAAAGUCCUGGACCUCUGGUCAUCGUGA